AUGGCUCUGGUUUUGUUUGCUCAUGUUCUGGUUGAGAGGUGGCUUGUUCUUCCUCCUCCCGAGCCGCCGCCGCUGGCCAUUACUCUAGAUCUGCUAGAUGUGGCUCUUAUGCCCGAAUCUCCUGACCCUCCCGGCUCUCUCCUCGCACCAGAUCUUCCAUCUUCUCUCUGUAGACUCCUUAUCUCUAUAGUUGAUGUGGUUCCUCUGUCUCUCUCUGGCUCGACAAUCUAUACCUUUUUCGAUCUGGUGGUCGUGUCCUUUGGAGGGAUCUUAGGCCUGCUCCUGUCUCUUCUUUAUGCGGUUUGA
Arabis nemorensis is the source of this 306-nucleotide messenger RNA. The record is from the annotation of a GenBank genome assembly. NCBI's taxonomy places the organism in Eukaryota, Viridiplantae, Streptophyta, Magnoliopsida, Brassicales, Brassicaceae.